Molecule: messenger RNA, 948 nt
Organism: Macrosiphum euphorbiae (potato aphid)
Lineage: Eukaryota; Metazoa; Arthropoda; Insecta; Hemiptera; Aphididae
Source: the annotation of a GenBank genome assembly
AUGGGUUGUGCCUGUGAAAAACAACACGUCACAAUACAAGAUAACAAAUAUUACGUUCAAGAUCAAAUUGGACAAGGUGGCUUUAGUUCAGUGUUUCUUGUAAAAAAUACUGAUAAUAAGAAAUUUGUAUUGAAAUGCAUUUUAUGCCAUGAUCAAAAGGACCGUGAAAAAGCUUGGAAUGAAGCCAAGGUCCAUCAGCUUUUACAAAGCAGCGGAAAUAAAUAUAUUCUUAAUUUAAUUGGAUGUGGAAUGAUUGAAAAAUCAUUAGAAUUUUCAAAAAUACCAACAGAUACAUUUCUUAUGCUAUUACCUUAUUAUAAAAAUGGAUCAUUACAUGACAAUUUAGUUAAACCUCAUUAUCAUAUGGAUUUGAAAUAUGUAUUAAAACAUUUUCAAUCGAUUUGUUUGAGUGUGAAAACAUUUCAUGAUUUAUCUUAUUCACAUAGAGAUAUAAAACCUGCUAAUAUAUUAUUUAAUGAUAAUUAUGAACCAGUGAUUAUUGACUUAGGAUCUUCUGCUCCCGCCAAAAUAACAGUGACCUCGAAAAAAGAAGCACAAGAACUUCUAGAUGAUGUGAAUGAAAGAUGUUCAAUGACAUACAGAGCUCCAGAAUUAUUUAAUAUUGAUAUUAAUUCUGUUAUUGAUGAACGAAUUGAUGUUUGGUCCUUAGGAUGUUUGCUGUAUGCAAUGCUUUAUAAAAAGUCACCGUUUGACUUGGUAUAUGAACGUGGAGAUUCUGUGGCUCUGGCUGUGAUAAGUGGAAAAAUUUAUUUUCCACCAAAUUCUAAUGAAAGUGUCAACAGUUUAGUUAAGGUAAUGCUAACAGUAGAUCAUUCCAAAAGACCAUUUAUUGAUGAUAUAUUAGAAUCGGUCAAAGUUGUUGAUGAAUUAUUUGAUCAGGAUUUCAAUGAACAUACAAUUUUAAAAUCAAAUAUUUGUAACGUUUAG